UCGAAAAUGUCAUAGUAGUAUAGAAUUAUAUUUUUUUAAACUUGUCAAAUGGGCAAUGUAUAGUAAAAUAAACAAAAAUUCACAUACAGAAAAUUUCACGCCAGUCACAUUUAUGGAACAUUUUUGCAGAGCGCUACACCCAGACCUCGACCUGAGCACAACAUGUGUCACUUGGUUUCGUCAGGCCACCGAACACUGUACGGAAUUGAUUUUGCAGAAAAGACGUGGACCUGCCUUCUGGACGACACUAAAGAAUUUUAUUUUUCCCAAUCGCCAAACGUCGUUGCUCAACCAAAAGAUACCCAUCAGCAUACAUCCGAAUCGUUUAUCGGUUAGCGACUGUCAUGCGCUCUUCCUGGACAUCGUCAAUGAUUAUGUGGAACGCGCGCCACGCUACUCCAUCGAAGCGGCCACCAACGUGCUACUCUGGCAAAUACUCUACUCGCUCAUGGGUAUUAUGGCACUCGGCACGCUACUGGUCACAACCAUAUUCGCCUAUCGUAAGUUCGGCCAGUCACUGGAGAAACCGCUCGAUCCGCUCGCCGCGGUAUUUGUGCCCGAGAAGCGUGCUGCCGCCUACAUCAAUCGUAAUCUACGCGUGCUGAAGUACGAGUUGCAGCGAUUGCGUAUACGACACAUUAUACAACCCGAAGAAGUGCUUGCACCAGACGGCACCAUCACGUUGGUCAUGAAAGUCGCGUCCAAAUUAAACUUCGUUGACGGCAUUGUCGGUAGUCACACGCACUGUAGCGGGCGCUUAUUUCGCCUGCAAGAAAUGAACUCCAAGAUAAAAACCGACUACAAAACCGAAACAAUAGCGAAGAUGAUGAACUUCAUGAAUAACUACUCGCGUAAAUUGCAUUUGUUGGUGAUCUUCGAAGAGGAUCCGAUAUAUGAGGAGUUAAUGCGUCAGCGGCGCGCACAUCCAUUGAAAUGUAUUUCACCAACCGCGCUCUCGACGGUCAGUAGCAAGAAGAGCAGUGUUGGCUUCCCAACGCGCAGCAUUAUAUCACGCUCCAGUAGUCCACCGAAAAGCAAAGCAACGAGUCCACGUCCACCCACGCAAAUACCACGCAAUCUCUCGCGACGCGCCUCAACUUUAACGCUGAGAAAGUAG
Molecule: messenger RNA, 1117 nt
Organism: Bactrocera tryoni
Lineage: Eukaryota; Metazoa; Arthropoda; Insecta; Diptera; Tephritidae
Exons: 2
Coding region: 56-1117 (353 amino acids)
Source: RefSeq, a predicted model, not a curated record